CAACUCGCACCAACAAUGAUGGAGGAGGAGCCCGACACCCCGUCCCUCGUGGACCUCCUCCAGCACACCGCCGCGUCCCAGCACCUUCCAGUACCCGAUCUCAGAGCUUCCGCGGCGCAAGAGUACCUGGAUACGCUGCAGUCGCUGCCGCUCAAGGCAUUACUCGCUGAGGCCGGGGCAAUCGCAGAGGCGGCCGGCGGCGUCGAGGGAGAGCUCACCAACCUCUGUUAUCGCGAAUAUACUACCUUCAUCAGCGUGCACAAGUGUUCGGCGGCUGUCACCAGCGCCUUUGACGACUUCAGCAGUUCACUCGGGCGGCUGCUUGACGCCGUGCCAGCGCUUGAAGAUGAGUGCCGCACUUUCGUGCGCAGCACGGCAGGAGUGCAGGAAGCUCGGGCGAAGGCUGCACUUGUGCAAGAACAUCAGGACAAGCUAUUCGACCUCCUCGAAAUACCGCAGCUUAUGGACACAUGCGUUCGCAACGGAUACUACCAGGAGGCCCUCGAGCUUUCCGCUCACACUACCAGCUUGGUCAAACGUUACCCAGCCGUUGAGCUCGUGCAGGACGUGGCAAAGGAGGUCGACGGUGUGCUCCAGCUUAUGCUUGCGCAGCUACUCGCCCUCCUCCGUGAGCCGAUCAAACUCCCCGCUCUGGUCAAGACCGUUGGGUACCUCCGCCGCUUGCACAUCAUCGGCGAGAAUGAGCUUGGCCUCGCCUUCCUCGUGUCGCGCCUCAGCAACUUCCGGACACAGCUAGGCGCACUCGAGCGUGAUCGGCCAGACCCCGUCCGCUACGUGCGAAAGUAUGUCGACCUGUUCCGCGAGCACGUUUUCGACAUCAUCUCGCAGUUCAGCGCCAUCUUUGAUGGCCAGGAUGGUGCGGCGCAGCUCGCCUCGUUUGUCGGCCAGUGUGUUGACGAGCUUGUCGACGUGGUCGCCUCGAAUGUGCCGAAUAUGAACGACGCGGCGUCGCUCUCCUCCAUUCUUGUGCAGCUCGGAUAUUGCGCGCUCGCGUUUGCACGCGUCGGUCUCGACUUCUCCUCCCUCGUGACAGAUCCAUUCGCGGACGCCGUUACAUCUGCGUUCAACGGCGCCGUUGCAGACGCGACGAAGAGUCUGACAGCGACGCUCGCGCAGGCUGAGAAAGGGUCCAACAGCCCAAGCUCCGCCCUCCUUGCGCCGGAGGCCCUCCCCGCCCUUCUCUCAGCCGACACCCCCUUCUCCUUCAUCCCCUGGUCCGGCUCGCUAGAGGCUCUGCCCGACCUGGCCAAGUUUUCGCCCCUCGCAAUCCUGGUUAACGCGCACCUCUCAGCGCUCAACUCACUCCGCCUCCUCGCUCCUCUCCACCUUCACCCAGCGCUGGCCGCGACUCAAUGCGCAGCCCUGACAAAAUGCACGCACGCCGUCGCGCAGUAUGUCCGGCAGGCUGUGGCAGUGAGCGACCCUAUGAACCCGGGUGGCGGGCACAAGCAGUCCGGCUCUGGUCGCGCGCAACUGAUCAGAAGAAAUUCGGAGACGCAGCUCACGCCUGAGGCGCGCGCCGCGCGCCGACGCGAGGCACAACGCACAUGCGUCGCGUUCGCUGAUGCGUGGGCGCACGCGGUUGUCCCACUUCUGCGGGCAGCGCUCGACACCGGCGUGUUCGAGGAGGCGCUGGACGAUAGCGCCGAGCUGCUGGAGACGCUCGAGACUCUUGAUGCGUGGGUUCGUGAUCAACAGGAUGAGGGCGCGGAGAGUCCCGUGAAGGAGGCGGCUCGCACGCCCAACGGCUCGGGGGCCGUCACGCCCAUGGCUGUACACGACGAGGCUGUCGACGAGCCAGAAGAGAUGGCAAUGGAGGAGCGCGCAGCCUCGCCUGUGCGGACACCGUCGCCAGUCAAGGCAGCUCGCUCACCAUCGCCACUGAAAGCGGCCUCUCUUGCACGCUCGCCAUCCCCCGUCAAUGGUACAACCUUGCCGAGGAUGGCAUCCCCAGUGAAUGAGCGGUCUGCGUCACCGCCGAAGGAGAGGUCGCCCUCGCCCGUUAAGGCCCCCUCACCAAUAGCAGCACCCUCGCCAGAGGCAGCAAGGGCACCCUCGCCCGUCAAGGCGUCAUCUCCAGUGAGAGGGCCCUCGCCGGUGAAAGCGCCAUCUCCAGUGAGAGCACCCUCGCCAGAGAAGGUGCCCUCGCCAACGCCUUCGCCCUCCCCGGUGAAAGCGGCAUCGCCAGUGAAAUCUCCAUCUCCGGUGAGAGCGCCGUCGCCGGUGUCGUCAGGGCAGCAGAGGUCGCCAUCUCCAGCCAAGGCCCCCUCUCCCGCCCGCUCCCCCUCCCCAAAACCCCUCCCACAAUUCGCCAUCGAUACCCCCUCAGCGGCCCCUACACCCGCAGCAUCUGCGACGCCCGCGCCGCUGGCAACACCAGCCGUCGAAACACCGGCUCGUGUCGUAACACCAGAGCCCGCGGCACAGGAAGUGUUGGCACCAGAAACAGGAGCGGAUGCAGCCACCGAGCAGCCAAAGCAGCUUGAGACACGGACCGCGGAGAUGGAGGUGCCCAGUGUGGAUGCCGCAGCGCCGCCUCCGAUCGCCGAAGAUGCGGUGACGACGCAUGUGCCCUUAAACUCCAAGCCUGAGCCAGUCGCUGCCCCCGCGCCCGUCGGCAGCAAUGGCGAUGCUGAAACAAGCCAGCGAUCGCCGGUCACGGACGCGAUCGCCUCAGCAUCGGUAAUCUCGGCGUCAGACGCCGAACCCACGGUGGCCACCAGCUCUCUAACACCUGAGAAGACGUCCGACAUCGUCGCGACGCCUACUCCCGCGGAUGUGCGUGCGCCACCAUCGAUUGCAGCGGCAUCAGCUGAGCCCGACGCUAAGGCCGAAACGGCCCCCGCCCCUUCGGCACCCGAGACGCUCGUACCCCCACCAGUAUCAGCAUUCGAGACGCCAGUGGAAGAAGCGGAUGAUGACCCUGCCGAGUCGACUGAACCGUCUCGGCCACCAUCGCCUACUGCAGCAGCACCGUCGACAAGCGGAGGAGGCAAGAAGAAGAAGAAGAAUAAGAAGAAGAAGAAGUAGACGUAGACGUAGAGGGGAGGUGCAUUCGCCCACUAUAAACGACGCCAUGCAUGACGCAUAUUAGACAUAUCCCUCACAA
Molecule: messenger RNA, 3130 nt
Organism: Cutaneotrichosporon oleaginosum
Lineage: Eukaryota; Fungi; Basidiomycota; Tremellomycetes; Trichosporonales; Trichosporonaceae
Biological process (GO): intra-Golgi vesicle-mediated transport
Cellular component (GO): COG complex
Source: RefSeq, a predicted model, not a curated record